Molecule: messenger RNA, 5741 nt
Organism: Quercus robur (English oak)
Lineage: Eukaryota; Viridiplantae; Streptophyta; Magnoliopsida; Fagales; Fagaceae
Exons: 1
Coding region: 1617-5726 (1369 amino acids)
Molecular function (GO): nucleic acid binding; RNA-DNA hybrid ribonuclease activity
Source: RefSeq, a predicted model, not a curated record
UCUCGUGAUAGGGUUUGAGCGGCGCUCUCUCUAGAACCUGUAGAAUAGUGCGUCCCUUUCUCUGUUUAGGUGAUUGUGUAUCCUCUGCUCUCCCAUCUCUCCGGGGUAGUGGUAGGGUGGUCCUGGUCCGUAUUAAUCCGUCUGGUUCUGUGCUUUGUUGUUUCCCAUAUGGAGGAAGUGGAAAGCAUGUGGAAGAAACUUUCUCUGUCGGAGGAAGAGGAACAGGGGUUUGAGGUUCCCAAGUCACCUGGGAUUUCAAGCUCGCUGCUAGCCGGUAAAUUCCUAACGCACCGUUCGAUAAACAAAGAGGCGGUGAUCAGAACCUUCAGGCCGUUGUGGCGCACUCGAAAACCGUUUCGAACCCAUGAGAUGGGUGAUAAUAAAUUGGUGUUUGAAUUUGAAAAUGAUGUUGAUCUGGAAAGGGUCAUGGAGUACGAACCAUGGACCUUUGAUAAGCACUUGGUUCUUUUUCAAAGGAUUGAAGACUCCACAACUAUCUCGUCCCUCUCUUUCAAUGAGUGUGCUUUUUGGAUCCAGAUACAUAAUCUCCCCAUCAAAAGCAUGACUCCUGAACUUGGAAUGUCCAUAGGCAAAUCCUUAGGCAGAGUUCUUUGUGUUUCUGAAACUAAUGAGAAUGCCUCGAUUGGUCGUUCCCUACGUGUUCGUGUUUCCAUAAACGUGACUAAGCCGUUGAGCAGGGGGAGGAAACUUUGGGAUAAGGGCGUUGAAGUUGGCUGGGCUUCCUUCCGGUACGAAAGACUCCCUAACUUUUGCUACUGGUGUGGUAGCUUGCUGCACGAAGACAGGGAGUGUGACUUGUGGCUCAGCAAAAGGAACAAGUCCUCACUUGAGAAAGGUCAGUUUGGCCCAUGGAUGAGAGCUGAAGUGAACCUUGCUGGCCGUAAGCCAUGGAACUCUCCAUCGGUGCCGGAACGUGGAGAUGUUUCGCCUCCUCAUCAAAGUAUAGCUCCACCAACUUUGAAAAGUCCUACUCCUCUGCCUUCUGGCACGGCAGUCGAGGUUGCACCUACCGAGACCACCCACCCCAAAAAGGCUAGCAUGGUUGUGGCGCCUGAAAGUAGUGUACACGUUAAGCCUCUGCAGAGUAACCCGGAAAGUUUUGAAAAGACUUUACUGUUGAUUGACAGAGAACUGGGAUUGGCUGCGGAUCUUGUGUCCCCGUGUGAGAAACACUCAGAGGCUGUAAUUAAUGUAGGAAAAAUUUCCCCCUUGAACUUUCCCGCGUGUGAAGAUGCCAAGCAUAGUCCCUCUGCUUGCAUUAUAUUGGACCGUGAUUGUGGGCCGAAGAGGGAAGAUGGGCCGAACAACACUUUUACUUCUUCUACUGGUUGCUUAAGACCCCCACUCCAGGACGUCUCUAAUGUUAUUGGACCUAAGAGCAAGCCUAAGUCUCCAAGUCAAGGUACGUGGACUCGUUUAAUUAGGCAGCCCAAUAAUAAUUCUUUAGAUGAGAAUAUGGGUGAUUCAAAUAGGGUGAGGCCCGUUUCUGAAGAGUCUGAACCCCAUGCAAAAAAACGCAGAGCGUCCCUUCCAGUGGUCUCUAAUGAAACAAAAUCUCCUUUGGCGUUGGCUGAUGCUCAGCCACGCCAGUCAUCAUGAAUUGUCUAAGUUGGAACUGCCGCGGGCUUGGGAUCCGGCGGCGAGUUCGAGAGCUUUCUGACAUUGUGAGAGCAAAAGGCCCCACCCUAGUUUUCCUGAUGGAAACCAAAAAAAAUAAGCUGUACAUGGAGAAGCUUCGUUGCCGUCUAAAAUUUGAUAAUAUGUUCCUUGUUCCUAGGAGGAACCUCAGUGGCGGUUUAGCCCUGUUUUGGAUGAAUGAGCUUGACCUUCAUAUUCGCACCUUCUCCCCUCAUCACAUUGAUGCAGUGGUAAAUCCAAGAAUUGAUGACGCCUGGCGGUUUACGGGAUUCUACGGAGCCCCGGAGACAGUCAACCGGGAAGAUUCUUGGUCCCUGCUUCGCCACCUCAGCACCCAAACUAGUCUUCCCUGGGUUUGUAUCGGUGAUUUCAACGAAAUCACAAGGCUGGAUGAGAAGUCUGGGGGGCCCUUAAGAUCGGAUAAACAGAUGCAGGGCUUUAGAGAUUGCCUUGAUUUUUGUGGUUUCAAAGACAUUGGGUUUUCUGGGUUGCCCUUCACCUGGUGCAAUAAUAGGUUCGAUGGUCCUCUGGUUUGGGUCCGGUUAGACAGAGCUGUGGCUUCAGCUGAGUGGUUGAUCUUGUUCCCUUCUGUUCGGCUACAUCAUUUAUCCGGUUAUUCUUCCGACCAUAAACCUAUCUGGUUAUGCUCCGAUGAUGUGCAUUGUCGUUUCUACCGCCCUCAAAGGCCCUUCCGUUUCGAAGAGAUGUGGACGAAGGAUGAGAGAUGUGAAAAUGUGGUCCACGCUGCCUGGGAUGUGUGCUUAGUCGGUGAUCCCAUGAGUCAAGUGCUUCAGAAGGUUAGUAACUGUCAAACUCAACUGCUUUCAUGGAAUAAAAAUGUGUUUGGCAAUAUUAAGGGGUCCCUAAUCCACAAAAGAAAGUUGUUGGCUAAGGCGGAAGUAGAAGCUAUUUCUGGCCAGGGUACUUGCCAGGUCAAAGUCCUCAGAGAGGAAAUUAACAACUUGCUGGAAUUAGAAGAGUGCAUGUGGGCUCAGAGAGCCAAAACUGAUUGGCUCAGGUAUGGCGAUCAAAAUUCGAAAUAUUUUCAUUGCCGGGCUACUGAGAGGAACAAGAAAAAUUUCAUUUCUGGUCUUGAAGACGACCAAGGUAUUUGGGUGGAGGGUGAGAACAAUGUGGGUGAGCUUCUUAAUGAGUUCUACUCCUCUCUGUUUUCCUCGUCCUAUCCUACUGAGUUCAAUGAGGUUCUUCAAGGUGUGGAGUCCCGGGUCACCCUGGAAAUGAAUGCGGACCUCCUCCGUCCUUUUAUGGCUUCUGAAGUCCAGACCGCUCUUGGGCAAAUGAAAGCGAACACAGCCCCUGGCCCAGACGGACUCCCACCCCUUUUCUACAAACAAUACUGGUCAAAAAUUGGCCCUGAUGUGUCCGAUGCUGUCUUGGGUGUGCUGAACUCAGGUAACCUUCCAAAUGCCCUUAACCACACUUUCCUUACUCUUAUUCCUAAAAUUAAAUGUCCUAGGCGUGUAACGGAUUUUAGGCCCAUUAGCCUGUGCAAUACUCUGUAUAAACUUAUUUCAAAGGUGCUUGCUAACCGCCUAAAAAAGUUUCUCCCUCAGCUGAUUUCGGAAUCUCAGAGCGCCUUCUUAUCAGGCCGCCUCAUAACUGAUAAUAUUCUAAUAGCUCAUGAGACUCUCCAUUACCUAAAGUCCAAGCACUCCGGUAAGCAAGGGCUGAUGGCUCUGAAGCUCGAUAUGAGCAAAGCCUACGACCGGGUCGAAUGGGAUUUCUUGGAUAAAAUCAUGGCUAAAAUGGGCUUUAGCAGUAGGUGGAUUGCUCUCAUUUCUAUGUGUAUUAGAUCUGUUUCCUACUCUAUUCUGCUAAAUGGUCAACCGCAGGGGCUUAUUUCUCCUCAGAGGGGCCUCCGUCAAGGCGACCCGCUAUCGCCUUACCUUUUUUUGUUAAUCACUGAAGGGCUGCAUGGCCUCUUGCGAGUAGCUGAAGAUUUGGGCAGAUUGAGAGGCGUAUCCCUUUGCCCGGCUGGCCCCCGGAUUUCACACCUUCUUUUUGCGGACGAUAGUCUCAUUUUUUGUCGUGCCUCCAUUGCUGACUGCAGGACUAUUCAAGAUAUUCUUCUAAAGUAUGAAAGGGCUUCUGGUCAAAACAUUAAUCGGGGAAAAACCAACCUGUUUUUCAGCUCCAACACUCCCGCCCAAAUGCAGACUGAGAUCAUAACUCUGUUGGCUAUUCCCGCUGUCCAGCGAUAUGAGCAAUAUCUUGGUCUUCCUUCCUUGGUUGGCCGGGAAAAAAAGAAAUCGUUCAGUAUGAUUAAAGAAAGGAUUUGGAAGAAGCUUAAGGGUUGGAAAGAAAAAUUAUUGUCCCAAGCGGGACGGGAGAUCUUAGUCAAGGCGGUAAUCCAGGCGAUCCCCACUUAUACCAUGUCAUGUUUCAAAAUGCCGAAAGGUCUUAUCUAUGAAAUCGAAUGCUUGAUCAGAAAAUUUUGGUGGGGCUACCGGGGUGAGCAGAAAAGAAUCCACUGGAUCAGUUGGGAGAAGUUAUGCCUUCCUAAGAAGGAGGGAGGGAUGGGUUUCAGGGAGCUCAGCAGAUUUAAUGACUCUCUCCUUGCUAAACAAGUGUGGCGACUCAUAAACAAUGAGGAUUCUUUGUUUCAUAGGGUCUUCAAGGCUAAAUUCUUCCCGAACUGCUCAAUUAUGGAGGCCAACAGCUCAAGCAAAGGGUCCUACGCCUGGAAAAGCAUUGCUCAAGCUCGUCGGGUUAUUGAGUUGGGCUCGGUUUGGCGUGUGGGAGAUGGUAAGUCCAUAAAAAUCAGGGGUGAUAAAUGGUUACCAAGCUUGCACAGCAGCUGUAUUGUGUCCCCUAUCUCGUCCCUUUGCCCUUCCUCUACAGUGAGUGCCUUGAUUGACGAAGAUUCCCACACCUGGAACGUGGAUCUGAUUAAGAAUGAAUUCCUAACCCAUGAAUCUGAAAUCAUCUUGGGCAUUCCGCUGAGCAUUCACAAUUCCUCGGAUAAACAAGUUUGGCUCCCAUCAAACCAGGGCGUGUUCUCAACCCGCAGUGCUUAUAGGCUCCUUUCUUCAACUGAGAGACUUACUCUUCCUAAUUGUUCGGACUCAGCAAGGGGUAGUCAAAUGUGGAAUGGUAUUUGGUCCCUUCAUGUCCCGCACAAGGUCAAGCAUCUACUGUGGAAGGCAGCCAAUGAGGCAAUCCCUACCCUAUUCAAUCUUUGGAGAAGGCAUGUGGUCCAAUCGGUUUCUUGUCCAGGCUGCAAAUCUGAUUGUGAGGAUACUAUUCAUGCUCUGUGGGGCUGCCCUGCUCUAAGGAUUAUCUGGGAAGCUGAUGGCCUAAGUAAAAAUUUGCUUAAGCAUAAGCUUUCAAAAUUUGCAGACCUCCUUGAGCUGUUUUUCUCGGUCCGUGGUAGUGCCAAUCUGGAUCUUCUUGCUGUGAUUUUCUGGCUGAUCUGGGAGAAAAGAAAUGCUGAUCGCCUGCAGAAUAACUCGUUUGGCUAUCACGAAGUCAGACCCAAGGCCAUCCGGUUCCUUCAUGACUUCUCGGCUGCUCAGGUUCUGCACAAUUCCCAUUCCCCUGCCGUGUCUGUGGGGCGUGUCAGGUGGCGCCCUCCCAUCUCCCCGUGCUACAAAGUGAACUACGACGGAGCGAUCUUCAAAGAAAUUGGGGCGGCUGGGUUGGGUGUGGUCAUCCGGGAUGCUCAAGGUAAUGUAAUCGGGGCCCUUGCAGAGAGAAUUCCCCUUCCCCUUACUGUUGCCACGGUUGAAGCUCUUGCAUGCAGAAGAGCUGCCCUGUUUGCUUUGGAACUGAGCAUUUUCGACGCUACUUUUGAGGGAGACUCUUUGAUUGUGACAUCGGCUCUGUGUGGAGGUGAAACGAAUCAUCCCGAGUUCGGCCUUGUUUUGUCGGACUCCCUGCUUCUGGCUCGCAGUUUCCGCUCUUGUAACUUUGUGCAUGUAAAACGUUUAGGCAAUUUAGUUGCCCAUUAUCUUGCUAGAAUGUCUAAGUCUGGUAAUGAGCUUAAGGUCUGGAUUGAAUCCGUUCCUAGCGAAAUAGCUCCUCUGGUUUCUAAUGACGUUUUGUAGGCUCUGUUUUCGUUC